Messenger RNA from Candida dubliniensis CD36, 378 nucleotides. It is a transcript of the gene RPL23A, whose product is annotated as 60S ribosomal protein uL14. Gene Ontology annotation, molecular function: large ribosomal subunit rRNA binding; structural constituent of ribosome. Bases 1 to 378 code for a protein of 125 amino acids. Lineage: Eukaryota; Fungi; Ascomycota; Pichiomycetes; Serinales; Debaryomycetaceae. The transcript has 2 exons. Gene Ontology annotation, cellular component: ribosome; cytosolic large ribosomal subunit. Gene Ontology annotation, biological process: translation. The record is from RefSeq and is a predicted model, not a curated record.
AUGUCUUUAGCUUUACCAGUUGGUGCAGUUAUGAAUUGUGCUGAUAACUCUGGUGCCAGAAACUUGUACGUUUUAGCCGUCAAAGGUACUGGUGCUAGAUUAAACAGAUUACCAGCUGCUGCUGCUGGUGAUAUGGUUAUGGCCACUGUUAAAAAAGGUAAACCAGAAUUAAGAAAGAAAGUCAUGCCAGCUAUUGUUAUUAGACAAAGUAAACCAUGGAGAAGAAGAGAUGGUGUUUAUUUGUAUUUCGAAGAUAAUGCUGGUGUUAUUGUUAAUCCAAAAGGUGAAAUGAAAGGUAGUGCUAUUACUGGUCCAGUUGCUAAAGAAUGUGCUGAUUUAUGGCCACGUAUUGCUUCUAACUCUGGUGUUGUUGUUUAA